GCCCGACCGCACAGGAAGUAGAGAAACUAGCAAUUAGCAGUUAGCCAGCCGUUAGCAACCUAAAGGGACGAGUUUGCGUCAAAACUCUCAACUCGAAAUGCUUUAUAAUGCAUCAUGAAGUGCAGUAAAGUUUCAUUUAAUUAGAAGAAGUGCUUGUUGUCGUUAAAACCAUGUCGGGAAGAAAACGAACAAAAGAUAGGGAGAGUGAGGACAGAAGGGAGCACAAGAAACACAAGACAUCCAAAAAUGAACUGGACAAACUGAAGACACAAACGAAGAAACUCAACCAAGAGGUACAAAAACUGAAACACAUCGAGACUUUUUAUGAAAAACCCCCACCAGGGUUCAUUAAGGAGCACGAGGAAAAACCAGAAGACUGUAUUCCUGCUGAUCCUGGAAAUGAAGACGCCAGGAACUUCCUGGCAAACGCCCCCACCAAGGGGCUCUGGAUGCCUCUGGGGAAGGAGGUGAAGGUGAUGCAGUGUUGGAGGUGCAAGCGCUAUGGUCACAGGACAGGAGACAGGGAGUGUCCUUUCUUCAUUAAAGGCAACCAGAAACUGGAGCAGUUCAGAGUUGCUCAUGAAGAUCCCAUGUAUGACUUAAUCCGAGAAAACAAAAGAAAUGAAAAAGAAACCAGGAUUCAGCAACUGCAGCAGCUGCUCCAGGACACCACCUCUUCCUCCUCAGACUCGGACAGCUCUUCCUCGUCGUCGUCUUCUUCUUCGGACCAUCAUCGCAAGAAGAGGAAAAAAAGGAAGGACAAGAAGAAGAAGGAGAAGAAAAAGAAGAAAAGGAAGCGAAAGCACAAAUCGUCCAAAACCGACAACUCCGAUUCAGACUGAAGCUGAUGUAGGAAGGGCAAAAUGUGGAACUUGGAUGUAAAAUCCAGUUUGUCCUGCAGAGUGCUCUGGGGAGGCUCAUUUAAGCCUUUCUCAGAGAAUUCACACUGUAAAACUGUAAAUCCACUAUGCAUGACUUCUCUCAGCUGUUUGGUUCCCCUCUCUGUCAUGAUUUGGCCAGAUCUGCAUGAUGAUAUGAAGACAAAAAAAAGAAGCAUUAUUUCUGAUUGUACUUUUAUUUCUUUUAUGUUAAGCUGUUCAUUUCAUCCAACAGUGAUUGUAGACGUGUUGAAUUCAGAGAGGUGGAAAAACUCCUAAUAAAAAGCAGCAGUUGGUUCAUGUUUUCCGCUGCAGCCAGAAUGUUUGAAUGCUUGUAAAGGCCCAGAAAUGUUUGGAAUGACUUGAGGUUGGAAUAUGCUUAUUUGCUCUAUAAAAAAAAAAGACCACAGAAAUGAGAAAAGAUUGUAUGUGAAUAAAUUGUCUGUGUCCAGAGGAUAAA
Messenger RNA from Poecilia reticulata (guppy), 1338 nucleotides. It is a transcript of the gene rp9, whose product is annotated as RP9 pre-mRNA splicing factor. Lineage: Eukaryota; Metazoa; Chordata; Actinopteri; Cyprinodontiformes; Poeciliidae. The record is from RefSeq and is a predicted model, not a curated record. Gene Ontology annotation, biological process: RNA splicing.